Opisthorchis viverrini is the source of this 4249-nucleotide messenger RNA. RefSeq lists its product as hypothetical. The record is from RefSeq and is a predicted model, not a curated record. Gene Ontology annotation, cellular component: plasma membrane. NCBI's taxonomy places the organism in Eukaryota, Metazoa, Platyhelminthes, Trematoda, Opisthorchiida, Opisthorchiidae. Bases 1 to 4149 code for a protein of 1382 amino acids. The transcript is spliced from 13 exons.
AUGCCAAUCCACCAGCUUCGAAGAACUGCCAUAGCUCAACAGUAUCGAUCUGGGCUAGCCCAACAACUCUUCACAGUAAAACAGUACUGUGGUGGCAGUGAGCAUGUGGAUGAAGCAUGGCAAAAUGUGAAAGGAGCUAUACUAGCGGCGUUCAGUGCUGCCUGCCCGACUUCUCCAAUUCGACCACAGGACCACUGGAUGUCGUCGAGGUCGUUAUCCAUGAUUGAUGCCAGGAAAGCCAUACCAGCAGGCAACGAGUACGACGGCGCACGCAAAUCCCUCAAACGCCAAAUAGUGAAGAGUCUAAGGAAAGACCGAGAGCUCUGGUGGACAUCGAAAGCUCGGAAGAUGGAGAAGGCUUUUGCUACGGGAAACAGUCGUGUCCUUUAUCAACUGAUACGAUCGACUGGCCCUAGGAAAGCAACGGUCAGCGAAACGAUAAGUGAAAAAGAUGGCUCAUUAAUUCACUUGCAAACACGUCGACUGGAGAGAUGGGCCGAAUACUUCGAAGAGCAGUUCAGCUGGCCUCCUGCAACACAGCCGGUGGAGAUAAUGCAUACGGGCGAAUGGAAUGUAAACCUUGAUCGCCCUUCGGAAGAAGAAAUAAGGUACGAAGUAGCCGCAAUGAAACGUGAGAAGGCACCAGGACCGGACGGUCUGUAUCCAGCCCUCUUCCAAGAAGGCGGAAAUUCCCUGGUGACCCACUUGACAAAACUUAUUGGUACUAUGUGGGACGAAGUGCAAGUGCCUGCAGAAUGGAGCAUGUCGACUGUUAUCCCUAUCUUCAAAAAUGGUACACGGACGCUAUGCGAAAACCACCGUGGCAUCAGCCUAUUAGUUGACGAUGGCAGGCUGAAUAGUGAUCGCGUGCGAGAGUUGGAGACGCUAUUCUGGAUCUUCAAGCCACAGCGUUGGCUGGUAGAUGGUUCUUUCACUCCAUUGCUAUCCCAUGAGUUCCGAAAUUCCCUUGCUCAUUCCAACCGUGCUGGUUGGUUCAACGUUACGCAGUGGUUGCAUUUGCUGAUUGGCCGACUUUUCCGGAAACCACAUUGGUCCACUGUUUCCGAUUCACCACCCAACUUUGCUACGACUAUUCUCCCAGUCGUUGAAUCUCGUCUGUCUGGGAUGAAUACGUUUGACAACGUACUGCAUUCGGCUGCGGUCCCACUCACAUCACUCUCCUCGUCUCGACCACGAAACGAUGAACCGAAUACUGAGUGGUCACCGUACUCGGCACAGCUGAUGCUUCCAUCCGAUUACCCGGCCUAUGCACCACACUUAUUUUCCAAGUCGUUGCGGACAUUCUUCUCCAAACGCAUCAGCAGCUUCAGUAUUGGUCCAUCACAUACUCAUCUGACUACAAGUUUAGAUUCGUCCGACGCGCACCAUCUGAAUGAGGCCAGUUGUACGAACAGCGCCACCGCUGAUAAUAUGAACGAUCCUGAGACGGUGCUACGCAGAGGGUUUUUAAAGCGCAGCUUUUCCGUAGUUCCUGAACGAUUUGAUGGUGUGGCGAGCCUGUACAACGCCCAUCUCCCAAUGUUAACUGAUCGUACCAUGAUUCAUUGCGAGCACUUUCUCGUUUUUCUCGCCUGUCUUUUCGUUUUGCUUGGAUUACCAUUCUCGCUUGUGUUUUGCCUCCGUGUUGUCACGCAGUAUGAACGGGCGGUGAUUUUUCGGCUGGGACGGUUGGUUUCGAAAAUGCCCGCCGGACCGGGCUUGAUUUUCACACUACCUUGUUUGGAUACUGUUGAGCGUGUGGAUUUGCGCACGUUCACAUUUGAUGUGCCCACGCAGGAGGUACUUACCCGAGACUCGGUCACUGUGGCUGUGAACGCCGUGGUCUACUAUCGAAUCUUUGAUCCUGUUAUGUCUGUGGUCAAUGUGAAGAAUGUUAAUUGUUCUACACGCCUUCUGGCCCAAACCACACUGCGUAAUGUUUUGGGAAUGGUAGAUUUGUGCGCACUGCUCACCGACCGCGAGAACAUUGCCGCGAUGAUGCAAGAGACACUGGACACUGCGACAGAAACAUGGGGUAUGAAAGUUGAACGCGUGGAGAUCAAAGACGUCCGCUUGCCAUUGCAACUCCAACGGACGUUGGCUGCAGAAGCCGAGGCCACGCGAGAAGCAAAGGCCAAAGUAAUUGCAGCCCAUGGGGAGAAAGAGGCCUCGCGACCGUUACGAGAAGCAGCAAUGGAGAUUCGUAAUUGUCCUGUGGCUUUGCAGUUGCGUUAUUUGCAGACUUUGUGUGACAUUUCGGCUGAACACAACUCUACAAUCAUAUUCCCUUUACCUAUUGAAAUUUGGAGUACAUUGAAGAAAUCCCCAUGGUUUUAUCGAACACCCACUACUAAACCCGAAGAUGCCGAGCAGAUGGAGGAGGCGAGUGGUUGUUCACCAUACACCGUUUCCCCUCUGUACCCACAGACACUUCGAACUCAAACUUGCAUCGAUGCCGCAGUCGUUUGCCAAACUUCGCCUCUAUUCUCGCUACCUUCGCUGGAUCGAACAGACAUACCCAAGCGUACGACGUUCUCCGGAUUUGGAAAACGUGCUCUAUCGACCGAUUACUGCGACCAACCGGCUGAGUUGUUUGAGUUGCUCUUCCGCCAGGGAAUUGGAGCCAUGUGUGCCAAAUUCUACACGACAUGGGCUGAAUUGCUAGAAUCACGCCAUCACAUUGCACGGGCUGCCGCAGUGUACGCUCAUGGCCUUCGUGCAGGUGCCCAGCCACUGUUUGUACUCGAAGAUCGUGCUGAGUUAUUCAUCACUCGUUAUCAGGCUGUUUGCACAGAACAAAACCUCGAUCGCCUUACAGCGAACAUUUUGACUCUUCCACCUCUACAAACGGAUUCACGUAUUCGUUCUGGAGAGGUAUCUGCCAGACAGGCUCUGGCUGCUUUACGACUGACCGACACAGACACCUCUUCCAUGAAGGCUCCCGUUAUACGAACUAGUGACAGGUGGCAUCCUGAUCAAAAAGGACUUGGUUCCGCAAAUAACGUUUUGACUGAAACUCCCAGUCUUCAGUCUCAACCCCGAUUGGUGCCACACUCUAAUUCCCACCAAGAUAGAAGCUCGGAAACAACUCUUCUGCAUACACUGCCUCCACUGUCUCGGUCCAUGACUUCGGCACCGAGCGGUGCGUCCACUCGACCUCUUGGUCCCCCAACUGAAUGGCAAAAAGAGAACCUGCUCAAACCUGGUCCAUGGGUAAAUGAAAAGCUUCCAAACACCUCGUUACAUUUAUCCCAACCAUCCACACAGUCCUGGCAUUUCUACGCUGAACCUGAGCAGGGUAACGGCUCGGACAGUACACCAUCCACGCGAGUUCCGGAGAAGCCUUCGAACACGACCGAUGGGUCAACUUCCUCACUAGUGCGAGCAUACGGGGAGCCUUCCAAAAGCUUCCGUACACAGGGAGGUGAUCGUCAGGGGUGUUCACUCUCUGCGCUCCUAUUUAAUUUCGCGAUCGAUGAGAUAAUGGGACGAACGCUGAAGGGUCUUCAAAACCCCGUUGUUCAAGUAGGCUCUGACGGAAACCUUGUCGAUCUGGAAUAUGCAGAUAAUAUCGUCCUCGUUUUCGAAGAGAAGACGGCGCAUGCGUUUUUGGAUGAACUGAUCAAAGUCAUCCUGUCCUUUGCCACUGCCGUUAAACGGAAAGGUCUAAUGGCCCUUCACAGUUCAUCUGGGGAAAUGAGUGGGCCGACAUUGAAAUUAUCGACCUUCCAUACGAUCUUUGGGAACGAGACAUCUCAUGGGACGGUCAUUACCACAAGUGGAGAUGACGCAUUCUGCGAGACCGUGCAACUUCUCAAUCUUCCAAGUCUUCCUCCUGGACGUCUACCGAAAGAUGCUGUUUUCAGCAUCCCAUUGGAUCUCAUUUACGGUGGUGCUGAGGAAAUGUGUUGGGAAAUGCAUCGCGCCAUGCGGCUGGGUAACUUUUGGCCCCCCUUCAAAUCAGAAACGCAGAACGGGACUUCCCAGGACUGGGAUGAAGAGGAACAACAUAUUUUACAGGAGAUCGAAUCAAUAACGAAACAGCAAGAGGGAGACACAGGAUCCAAGGUGUUCCAGUCGGAGCAGACAAAUAUCGGGUCGAAUCGUGUUUCACUCAUUAAAGCCCUUGAAACAAUCGCACUCCGAUAGAGGAAUUCACCGUCCUCGACCAUAUUCCACACAGUGUUUUCCCGCUUCAAUUUGUAUUUUCCUAUUCACCCUCAUUCACCUGUUCUCAGAACAAGCUCAC